AUGUUCAAGUGGGCGCAGCAGCAGCUGGCCAACGUCGCCGGCACGCAGGAGCCCAUCUAUGGCGCCUCUGCCAUCAAGUCGGUCGCUGAGGAGGCCGAGACAACGCCUUACUCAGAGCUCACCAGGGACGACCUAAAAUGGCAGGCAAUGGAGUCCACCAGCGUCGAAACCCAGACCUUCUACUUCAUGUCCGACAGUGGGCAGCUCGCUUUUGCCCAGGUCAUUUAUAGCAACGUGGCCGGCAUCCGCACUACCUGCCAGUUCAACUGCAAAGUCUUCAGCCUCGACGGGUCGAAACCCCACCUCUGGUCCACGACGCAGUUGAGCAACCACGACUUCAGCGAAGACCGGACCGGUUUCUACGCCGAUGAUUGCGCUGUAGAGCUCUCGGAAGACGGAACAACAUAUACAAUCAAGUCGAUGAACGACGACAAGGCCAUUGUGAACCUAACCGUCAAGCGGACGGCCCCAGGUUUCAAGGCGGGAAAGACCGGCAACACGCUUUUUGGCACCGACCUGUCCAACCCUUGGGGGUCUAUGCGCCACAUCUUUUGGCCGAGGUGCACUGCUGAGGGAACGGUCACGACCAAGGAGGGCCCCAUCGACUUCAAGGGCAAGGCGUUCUUCUCCUAUGCGCUCCAGGGCAUGAAGCCUCACCAUGCCGCGGCCAAAUGGAACUUUUGCAAUUUCCAGGGCCCAAAGUACUCAGCCAUCCUAAUGCAGUUUACCACCCCGCCGUCGUAUGCUUCGACCGUGGUAAAUGUGGGUGUCAUUGCCAAGGAUGGGGAGAUCAUCGUUGGCGGUUGCAAGAGCAACGUCACCCACAUUCAAACCAAGAGUGACAGUGAGAACGACUGGCCAGAGCCGACGACCAUCAAGUACACAUGGGCGGGGACAACCAAGGAUGGCAAGCCUGUGGAGGCCUUUAUCGAAGGCGGCCUUGAAGAGAAACUCGACAGGAUAGAUGUCAUGGCCGAGGUUCCUGGUUUCGUAAAGAAAAUCGUGGCCGGAGCCGCAGGCACGAAGCCGUACAUCUACCAGUACUCGCCACAAAAGACGAAGCUGUCGCUAAAGCUCAAGAUUGGGGACGAGGAAUUUUCCGAGGAAGGCUUCGUGUUCAGUGAAGCAACCUUUAUUUCUGAAUAG
Messenger RNA from Chaetomium globosum CBS 148.51, 1146 nucleotides. RefSeq lists its product as uncharacterized. Lineage: Eukaryota; Fungi; Ascomycota; Sordariomycetes; Sordariales; Chaetomiaceae. The record is from RefSeq and is a predicted model, not a curated record. Gene Ontology annotation, cellular component: cytoplasm. Gene Ontology annotation, biological process: response to oxidative stress. The coding region runs from base 1 to 1146 and encodes 381 amino acids. The transcript is spliced from 4 exons.